CUGGACAAACCCCUGCCAACCAUCAGAAAGGGCCAUCAUCCUUGGAUUCUGAGUGCAGAGCAGAUGCUGCAGCCAAAGAUGCCGGCCCCCCAGGCUCUCACCCCAAGAACGCCCACUAAAUGAGACCACCCUCCCAACUUCUUCUGCAGAACUCAGGAGGGAAAAGCAGAUGUGAAGUCCCUCAUGGCGAAGUUCAACUCUGGGAGCAACCCGACAGAGGAGGUCGUGGGCAAUCACCGGCCCUUCAAAGUCACAACACAAAACUCACCUUCAGGAAUACAAGCAAGAAAGAACUUAUUUGACAACCAGGGAAAUGUCACCCCUCCUGCAGGACCCAGCAACGUGCCCAAGUUUGGAACUUCAAAGCCACCUUUGGCAGUGAAACCUACUUUUGAGGAAAAACCCGAUAAGGAGCCCAAACCUCCUUUUUCAAAGCCUACUGGAGUGGGCCAAACAUUCGGAACACCAGCAAACUCUACCACCAGAGACCCUGAUAUAAAAGUGGGAUUUCCAAAACCUGGAGGCCUCAAGCCCAUAAAUUUGCCCAAAGAAGAUUCCAAACCUGUGUUUCCCAGGGCUCCUGGGAAUAAGCCAUCACUACACAGUAUGAACCAAGACCAAGAUGUAAAGACGCCAGGCCCAAAGCCUGGGCCUACUCCUCCAGCCCUGGAAAAUGAACAGAGGCAAGCAUUCCCCAAGUUGGCUGGGCCUAAAGGCAAGUUCAUGUCAGCCACACAAGAUCAUGAUGCUAAACCCCUCUUCCCUAAACCCCUCAUUGGCCAGAAGCCAGCCCUGAGCACUGAGAACUCCUAUGAAGAUGAGAGCCUCACUAAGAAUGCAUUUGCCCAGAAAGGAUCUCCUACACCCCUGGGAGCCUGGUCCAAAGGAGGUGCUUUAAAACCAACAAAGGAGGACCCUGAAAAUAAGGGCCAUGGAGGUGAUACAUCAAGUUCUCCAUUUGCGGGAGUGGUUUUGAAAUCUGCUGGAAGCCGAGGAAGCCCAGGCCUCCCAAGAAAUGGUAAAGAAAAUAAAGAACAUAGGAAGAUAGAUGCUGCUAAAAACAUCUUCCUCGCCAAAAUGAAUCAAGAGGAGUCAACCCCGGGGACUACUCCCACCAAAUUCCCUAGAGCUCCUUCCAAGUUGACAGUGGGGGGUCCCUGGGGCCAAAAUCAAGAGAAAGAAAAGGAAGACAAAAGUCUAGCAGUCCCAAAGCAGAAACCAUUGCCUCCUUUGUCUACCUUGGGUCCACCUCCACCAAAACCCAGCAGACCACCCCAUGUUGACCUGACGAAAUUCCGAAAAGCUGAUUCUGCAAACAGUGCCAGCAGAAGCCAGACAUCUUACCCUACAACCUCCCUGCCACCAACUCCAUCAUCCCAGCGACCCAGCCAACCUCCACUGCCAGCUUCUCACCCGUCACAGCCUCCAGCUCCAAGCUUACCUCCCAGAAACAUUAAGCCUGCCUUUGACCCAAAAAUCCCUGUAAAUGAAGAAAAUCAAGAUAAUGUCAUGCACUCUGAUGGUACUGGAAAUCUAGAGGAGGAACAAGAGAGUGAAGGAGAAACAUAUGAAGACAUAGAGGCCUCCAAAGAACGAGACAAGAAACGGGAAAAGGAGGAAAAGAAGAGAUUAGAGCUGGAAAGAAAGGAACAGAAAGAGAAAGAGAAGAAAGAACAAGAAUUAAAGAAAAAAUUUAAAUUAACCGGCCCUAUUCAAGUCAUCCAUCAGGCAAAAGCUUGCUGUGAUGUCAAAGGAGGAAAGAAUGAACUGAGCUUCAAGCAAGGAGAGGCCAUUGAAAUAAUCCGUAUCACUGACAACCCCGAAGGAAAAUGGUUGGGCAGAACAGCAAGGGGGUCUUAUGGCUAUAUUAAAACAACUGCUGUAAAGAUCGAUUAUGAUUCUUUGAAAAGAAAAAAAUCCUCUUUCACCACUCUUUCCUCAAGACCUGUUGAAGAUGACCAAGAAGUAUAUGAUGAUGUUGCUGAGCAGGACGCUAGUCACAGUCAAAGUCAGAGUGGAAGUGCAGAAGGAGUGUUCCCACCACCACCAGAUGACAUUUAUGAUGGGAUAGAGGAGGAAGAUGCUAAUGAUGGCUCCACGCUACAGGUUGAAGAGAAGAGUAGCACGUGGUCCUGGGGAAUUUUGAAGAUGUUAAAGGGAAAAGAUGACAAAAAGAAAAGUAUACGAGAGAAACGUAAAGUCUCUGAGUCAGACAAUAAUGAAGGUUCAUCUUUCCCUUCUCCUGCUAAACAAUUGGAAGUGGGAGAAGAAGUGUACGAUGACGUGGAUGCCUCUGACUUCCCUGCUCCACCAGCAGAGAUGAGUUAUGGAAUCAAUACUGGAAAGACCAAGACAGAAGACAAAGAUCCUAAGAAACUGAAAAAGCAAGAGAAAGAAGAAAAAGACUUCAGGAAAAAAUUUAAAUAUGAUGGUGAAAUUAGAGUUCUCUAUUCAACCAAAGUUUCAUCUUCAUUACCUUCUAAAAAGUGGGGGACUAGAGAUCUACAGGUAAAACCUGGUGAAGCUCUUGAAGUUAUACAAAACACAGAUGACACAAAAGUUCUCUGCAGGAACGAAGAAGGAAAAUAUGGUUAUGUACUUCGGAGUCAUCUGGUAGACAAUGAGGGAGAGAUCUACGAUGAUAUUGCUGAUGGUUGCAUCUAUGACAAUGACUAGCUGUCAGCUCUGUUCAUUCUGCUGUGUAUAUUGUUGUUCAUGAAGUUUAACUUCUACAUGGAACACAUAAUUGGACAUCACAGACAAAUGAAUGCACAGAAAUACUUAUGACCAUUCAUUACAAAAUUCUUAUUUUCUUUAUAAAGUUUUGAAAAUUUGAACUUAAAAGCCUUUCUACUUAAAUAUCAAAGGACUGCAUCAGAUAUAAGAAUUAUUAAAUUUCUGCUUUGGCUGCAAUAAAGGCAUUUGCUUUUAGACUAUCAA
Molecule: messenger RNA, 2940 nt
Organism: Cavia porcellus (domestic guinea pig)
Lineage: Eukaryota; Metazoa; Chordata; Mammalia; Rodentia; Caviidae
Gene: Fyb1
Product: FYN binding protein 1
Exons: 19
Coding region: 184-2676 (830 amino acids)
Biological process (GO): integrin-mediated signaling pathway; T cell receptor signaling pathway; protein localization to plasma membrane
Cellular component (GO): plasma membrane
Molecular function (GO): lipid binding; protein binding
Source: RefSeq, a predicted model, not a curated record